Messenger RNA from Salvelinus sp. IW2-2015, 983 nucleotides. Its product is annotated as mitochondrial proton/calcium exchanger protein. NCBI's taxonomy places the organism in Eukaryota, Metazoa, Chordata, Actinopteri, Salmoniformes, Salmonidae. The record is from RefSeq and is a predicted model, not a curated record. Gene Ontology annotation, molecular function: calcium ion binding.
ACUCUCAUUUGCUAAAUUAAAGAUCACAAUCAUUUUCUAGAUAUGAUUUUUCGCAAAAGAUGCAAUUCCUAGGAAAGGCUUUUAAAAUAUUUUUCCAAUGAAAAAAUACCAUGUUUUUAAAUUUAGCUUGUUCUUUAUUGCACUUCACUGAUAAAAUACUCCCUAAAAUGUAAUUUGGUUUGAUCUGAUUGGUGUGCUCUGAUCUGGGACCUUUGAUCCUGCAUGGCAACAGUGUUGGCUCCUCCUCCGCCACCAUGUGACCUGUGUGAGCCAGUAACAUGCCUCCUGUAUGUAGCCUUCUGUUUACCUUUAGGGAGAACCUGAUCAGUAUCAACGAGCUCAUCACCGUCAUGAGGCAGAUCCAGAACAUUCCAGAGCACAAGCUGCAGAGCAUCGCUGACGCUCUCGACGACAACAAGGACGGGAAGAUCGACAUUGAUGAUGUCAUCAAGUUGGUGGAGUUGAUUGACAAGGAGGACAUUGACAUCAACACCAGCCAGGUAGCAGAAAUCAUGGUGAUGCUGCAGAAGGAGGAGAAGCUGCAAGAGAAGGAGAAGGCCCAGAAGGAGCAGGCUGCUAAGUUAAAUAACUAGCCCACAGAAGAGGCUCUGCUUGGGGGAGGAAACCGCUUCCGAGAUGACCUAACUGGAGCUCAUCUCUGGACCCCAGACCGCCGUAUACCCUGACCCUAAACUGACCCUGACCAGCACCAUGAGCUACCAGCCACCCACUCUAAACAGUUUCUUCCAACAGAAUUAGAGGUUGACUUUUUGUUCAGAAAUUUGUUUCAGAAAGUAUUUUGUGCCCUUAAUGAACAUUAUCUCAACUUAUCCCAAAGUACCCCGAAAUUAUACUCAAACAACAUAGUCUUAGAAACAAAUGAUGUUUCUGGGACCCAAGCUAUCUAUCUAGUGGUAGUACUGGGACCCAAGCUAUCUAGUGGUAGUACUGGGACCCAAGCUAUCUAGUGGUAGUACUGGGAC